Messenger RNA from Clarias gariepinus (North African catfish), 1606 nucleotides. It is a transcript of the gene foxi1, whose product is annotated as forkhead box i1. Lineage: Eukaryota; Metazoa; Chordata; Actinopteri; Siluriformes; Clariidae. Gene Ontology annotation, biological process: anatomical structure morphogenesis; regulation of transcription by RNA polymerase II; cell differentiation. The record is from RefSeq and is a predicted model, not a curated record. The coding region runs from base 1 to 1128 and encodes 375 amino acids. The transcript is spliced from 2 exons. Gene Ontology annotation, molecular function: RNA polymerase II cis-regulatory region sequence-specific DNA binding; DNA-binding transcription factor activity, RNA polymerase II-specific.
AUGUUUCUCGAAGGAGAGCGGAUUAUGAGCGCCUUCGGGCAGCAGCCGUCGCCGCAGCAGCUGAGCCCGUUGGCCAACCCGAGCGCACAGGACGUGUUGGACAUGGCCGCCUACUGCGACAACCUGAGCGCCUACCACCACCACCACCACCAUCAACAACAGCAGAGCGCACACCACCCGUCACCCAGAUCUUCCGUGCAUGCUCCGGCCUACGGCCUGGCCGAGUACGCAGCUCCCGGUACUAACCCGUACCUGUGGCUAAACGGACCGAGCAUCGGCACCGCCUCCUCUCCGUACCUUUCGGGAGGUGCGAACGGGGCCUCCACCUACAUGCAACCCGGUUAUGGAGCAGGUCAGCGGCAGUUCCUGGCACCUCCAACCAGUUUCCACGGGACUGAUCUCGGAUGGCUAGCCGUCCCGGGACAGCAGGACCUUUUCAAGAUGGUUAGACCUCCAUACUCAUACUCCGCUCUGAUUGCCAUGGCUAUCCAGAACGCACAGGGAAAGAAACUUACACUCAGCCAGAUCUACCAGUAUGUCUCAGACAACUUUCCGUUUUACAAAAAGAGCAAAGCAGGCUGGCAAAACUCCAUCAGGCAUAACUUGUCGCUCAAUGACUGCUUUAAGAAGGUCGCACGGGACGAGGACGAUCCCGGCAAGGGCAAUUACUGGACUCUGGACCCGAACUGCGAGAAAAUGUUUGACAACGGGAACUUCAGGAGGAAGAGGAAGAGGCGAGUCGAUGCUGUGAAAACGGAGGACACGAGCGCGCUCAAGCUGGCUGACACGGCGAGCAUGGCGGGGGUCGUGCAGCGCUCCCCGAGCCCGAGUGACCCCAAAUCCUCACCAGAACCCAGCCCGUGUUUCAGCACGUUCGUCAGCACCAUGAACUCGGUGGUGGCGGGAAGCGGGGACGGGGUGAGGGCGCGGGACACCGGCGCGCUGCUGACGGAUUUAACGCGUGGCCGGGAGGGUGUGUCGCCCCUGAACUCCUACUGCCCUGGAGAGACGGCGCCUCCGAGCGACCCUGGUCACAUGAGCCACAGACUCAGCUACUACUCCCCCGGCCUCGGCAACCACUUCAGCGUGAACAAUUUAAUCUACAACCGCGAGGGAACUGAGGUGUAAGCAGGACUUGGAUACCAUCUUACUGCGCUCUGUGAGCGCACACUUCAUGUCUUUACCUUUAUGUGUAUUGUGGGUUGGUUUGGUGUUCUGUCACAGUACCAAACAAAUUGCACUGUCUGGUUUUGUAAAUAUAUAAAUACACAACACCAUUUUCAGUUUUUCAAUUGAUUCGUUAGGCUUGAUGUUGUUGUCAGGCUUUUGCAUCUGUGGCAAAGAAGAAAAUAAACCACUUUGCCUUAACAUAUACAGUGUUUACACCUGCACUGCUUCUCAGUCUGGAUGUAGAGAAUGUACUCAGCAGGAAGCUAGGAUAAGAAUGUUACCGUGUAUGCAACAUGAUUAUUGACAUUUUAUUUCGUGUAUACCCAUGUUUCAGUAAGCAUGUUGCAUCAUGUUCAUGGGCCACAUUGUCAAACUUGUUUAAGGUUCGUUUACUUUUUGCAGACGGAUGUCGAUAUACUGUUUAUUUAAUUAAUGC